AUGGCGGGACAGGAGCACAACGUCUACCGUCAUGCUGAUGCUGAUGGUCACUUUCGGCGGAAGGACUCGGUUUUCCGUUCAUUUGUUUCCAGCGAUCCCACGGCUGAAUUCCCUGCGGAGAAAGACCGCUAUGUCCUAUACUUGGGUUACGGCUGCCCAUGGGCGCACAGGACUAACAUAGUUCGAUCGCUGAAGGGCCUGGAGGAGAUUAUCCAACUGGUGGUUUUGGAUCCCGAACUGGGGCCCGACGGAUGGUUCUUCUCCGGUCGGUGGGGGUCGGCAGAAAAAGACCCUCUCUACGGAUUCACGUGGUUAAGACAGUUGUAUUUCAAGGCGGACCCGGCGUACGAAGGGCGGUACACUAUUCCGGUGUUGUGGGACAGAAAGAAGGAGACCAUCGUGAACAAUGAGAGUAGCGAGAUAAUUCGGAUGUUCUAUACCGAAUUUGACCAUCUGCUUCCAGAUGACCUGCGCGAAGUCAACAAUCCGGGUGGGGGACUCUACCCUCAGCAUCUAAGAAAGGAAAUUGAUGAGAUGAAUGAAUGGGUCUACCAUCAGAUUAAUAACGGAGUGUACAAGACCGGAUUCGCAACAACUCAGGAAGCAUACAAGGAAAAUCUCUAUCCGCUGUUUGAAGCGCUGGAUCGCAUCGAAAACCACCUGGCACAGCAAAGACACCAACCUUAUCUGUUCGGCAAGCACAUAACUGAGGCGGAUAUCCGGUUGUACACGACAGUGGCCCGGUUUGAUGUAGCCUAUUAUCUGAUCUUCCGAUGUAACCUGAAAAUGAUCCGGCAUGACUAUCCACGGAUCCAUCUGUGGUAUCGUCGCCUGUACUUCGACGAGUCCAAAAGGACGCAGGGAGGUGCCUUUAAGAAUACAACUUUCUUUGAUAUUUACAAAUUUGGUUACCUGAAGGCAAUGGGCAAGCGAACGGGCAGCUCGCAGAUGAUUAUCCCUGCUGGUCCGCUGCCAGAUGUCUUGCCACUGGAGGAUUCAUAA
Molecule: messenger RNA, 1002 nt
Organism: Aspergillus alliaceus
Lineage: Eukaryota; Fungi; Ascomycota; Eurotiomycetes; Eurotiales; Aspergillaceae
Product: glutathione S-transferase family protein
Exons: 3
Coding region: 1-1002 (333 amino acids)
Cellular component (GO): cytoplasm
Molecular function (GO): glutathione transferase activity
Source: RefSeq, a predicted model, not a curated record